AUGUUCGCCGCCAGCUUGCUGGCCACGGCGGCGUUCAUUUCAUCUACAAUCGCAACACCAAUGUUCGGAGCACGCUCCGCUGUCGCAAAGAGGGCUCCGUCUCAACCAAGCUUGGCAGUCUACUGGGGACAAGGACCAAACCAGAAACGUUUGGCCGAAUUCUGCGCGGAUACUACCAUGGACAUCAUCCCCAUCGGUUUCGUCAAUGUCUUCCCGGAUCAAACAGGUGGCCCGGGAACGAACUACGGGAAUGCUUGUGGCGGUGUCACCUGGAAGUCGCCAGAGGGUGUCCAGACCAAUGUCUUCACGUCGUGUGGUCAAAUCGCGACUGAUGUCGCCAUCUGCCAGGGCAUGGGCAAAAAGAUUCUUGCCUCGAUUGGCGGUGCAGAGUCUGGAAACUUCAUCGCCACCUCAGACUCUGCAAAGGACUUUGCCGACUUUCUUUGGGGUGCAUUCGGUCCAGUCCAGGAUCCUACCUUGGUGGAUUACCCCCGACCGUUUGGCCUGAAUACCGUCGUCGAUGGUUUCGACUUGGAUAUCGAGUCAGGAAGCAACUUCGGAUACGCCGACCUGGUCAAUCAACUGCGAGUCCGGUUCCAGGAAGACACUUCCAAGAGCUACAUCAUCUCGUCGGCACCACAGUGUGUUGUGCCGGACGCUCAUCUCGACGACGCCAUCAAAAACUCCAUCAUCGAUUAUGUAUUUGUCCAAUACUACAACACCGAUUCGUGCUCGGCAGCAUCAUUGUUCAGCUCAGGCUCCCUCAACACUGCCGCCGACAUCACUUUUGGCUGGGCCCAGUGGCUGAAGCAGAACUCCAAGAACCAGAACAUCAAGAUGUUCUUGGGUCUGCCCGCGUCAAACAUCGCCGCUAAUCCCAACCAUUACCUGAGCCUGGAUCAAGCCCAGGCUUUGAUCGAGCAGUAUGCGUGCUCAAGCACGUAUCAGUCUCUAUUCGGAGGUGUGAUGCUUUGGGAGGCGACCUACUCGGACAACAACCAGCAGAACGGGAAGAGCUAUGCUGCCAACAUCAAGGAUAUCUUUGGCAAGCUCUCUUGCGCACCGCCAACGACGACGAGCACAUCGACAACGACCACUACCACAACCACAAGCACCACGACGACGACGACGACGACGACAACAACCACCACUACUACCACGACAACCACCACGACUUCGCCAAUUCCCACCACGACCACCACAACCACCACAACCACUACUAGCGAAGUGGUUGCCCCCACCUCGACCUCGACUUCGUCUUCGACCACCACAACCACCACCGAGAUUCCGGCCGUAACAACGUCGAGCACUACGUCGUCGUCCCCUGUUCCAACCACCACAUCUGAAAGCACAACCACGACCACUUACAGCCAUAGUCUCGGACCGAUUGGUGGAUCUACGACGACCAGCUCCGAGUCUUCCACAUCCACCUCGACCACAACCACCUACAGCAACACGCUUGGACCUAUUGGUGGAUCUACAACCACAAGCAGCUCGACUACGACCACCGUCAGCAGUACGCUUGGCCCCAUUGGUGAAACCACGACGACAAGCAGCUCGACCACAACCACGUACAGUCACACUCUCGGCCCCAUUGGCGAAACAACUUCAAGCAGCACUGUGCCGCCGGCUGUGACCACCAGCUCAUAUAGCCACUCGCUGGGCCACGGCUCGUCCACCUCGUCGGUCUAUGUCAGCCCUGCAACAACUUCUAGCGCUUCUGCCACAUCCACGACCGGCUGGCAAUGGGGAGACUGGACUUCCGCUGGCAGCAGCCCGGUUGAUCCCACCUCGACGAAGACCACAACGACAAGCGCGCCGGUUAGCUGGGCAGACUGGUCUGCCACAACGAGCGCAACUGGUCAGUACACAGUCACCGUGUGGACUACGGUAUACACCGACAUUGGCCCCAACGGCUACACGACGCAUCCGUACCACUACACCACCACAGUCCCUGUUGCAGCAGCCACGACCACUGCACCAUUCGUGUGGCCUACUAACGCCGACGGAUGCCCCCGGGGAUUCCACACCACAGUGACGGUCUGCUCUGUGUGCGCUCCCACCGUGGUUACGGUGACUUUGACUGUUCCCGAGGCCACCGCUACUGCCGUUAUGACCCAGACUGUUGUGCCUGUCCGGCCCACAGACGUAGCAGCAGCGCCCGUGCACCCAUCCGGCACUGAGACUCCAGUCGCCGCUGCUUCCUCGACCUGGACCUACUCACAGCCUGCUGGUAACGGAGCCAGUACCCCCGUCGCAGCAGCAACCACCUCCGCAGGCAGCAACAGCGGAUGGCUCGCACCAUCUCCCUCGUCUGCGUCCUCCACUCCCGUGGCACCUAUCAGCAUCACCCCCUUCACGGGCGGUGCCACUGCUGCCCAGAGCCAGCUGCCCGGCACUAUGCUGAGCGUGGUCAUCUGCGCUGCCGUUGCGAUCAGCGGGUUGUUCUUGUAA
This is a messenger RNA of Fonsecaea pedrosoi CBS 271.37, 2454 nucleotides long. RefSeq lists its product as uncharacterized. The transcript is spliced from 3 exons. Gene Ontology annotation, molecular function: chitinase activity. The record is from RefSeq and is a predicted model, not a curated record. The coding region runs from base 1 to 2454 and encodes 817 amino acids. Lineage: Eukaryota; Fungi; Ascomycota; Eurotiomycetes; Chaetothyriales; Herpotrichiellaceae. Gene Ontology annotation, biological process: carbohydrate metabolic process. Gene Ontology annotation, cellular component: extracellular region.